Funneliformis geosporum is the source of this 1369-nucleotide messenger RNA. NCBI's taxonomy places the organism in Eukaryota, Fungi, Glomeromycota, Glomeromycetes, Glomerales, Glomeraceae. The record is from the annotation of a GenBank genome assembly.
AUGGCUAAUAAUCCUUUGGCUAGCCGCAGUGAAGCCAGAUUUCAAGAAAUAGAUAACUUGGGACAAAUUAUUCAGGAGCAAGAAAUUACUCAGCAAAAAGAGACUGAAAUUCAACAGCAAACCGAAACUUUACAAAAGGCUGCUGAAAUAGAGCAACAGUUAAAAGAUAAUUUAGCACAAGCCCAAGAGCAAUUAAAAGAACCACCAAUGUUAGAAAAAGACCAACCCAAACUCUCUUCUCGUUUAACUAAAUUGCCUGCUCCUAAUGAAGAAGAAACUAAUUUGUUAAGUCAAUUACAGUUAUCCUUGGAACAAUUAUUGGCUAUUUCCAACAAAACCCCUUAUUUAACUUCCGAAGACCGAGAAGUUAUUAAUCAAAACUUCCUCACUUUCCCUUUAUCCCAAAAAUUAGCCUUAAUUAGUAGUGGUUUGAAUGAAGUAACCGAAGAACAGAAACAACAUUUAUUAGACUUUGGCUGCAAUAAGCUAAAACUAACUGAGGAACAAGCCGAACAAUUAAAAGAAGUCCAUCCUGAUACUUUUAAGACUUUUCCUUUAACUGGACAACAAAAGAAUAUUUUAAAUAGUUUAGCCCCCUUAACUAGAGAGGAUAAGUAUUCGGAAGAGAGUUUAUCCCUUUUAAAACAAUUAAACCUAAAACCGGUUAAUCAGACCUUUUUAGUUCAAGAAGAGAUAAUUCCUGAUCCGCAUACUCAGUUUGGCAAAAGCAAGAGUUCUUAUUUACCUUUAAAAGAAAAAUUUUUAAAAGGAGAACAAAGGAUAAUCCGAGCCAAAGCAGAAACUAGACAAAAGAAACUUGCCGAGAAAAAAAUAAAAGAAAACAAAUUAUCUAUUUUACGUUCUCUAUGGAAAGUGGCUAACAGAGAAGAGGAAGAUUUAUCAGAAACCUCCAUCUCUGAACCAUCUCAAUCCACCAGUUCCCGUUACGAUGAUUUAUUUGCCAACUUAAAUGAAGAAGAAGCCAAAAGAAUGAAAAAGAAACUAGAAAGGGAAGAAGCUCAAAAAAAACUUCAAGAACAAGAAAGAUUAAGAAGAGCAAGCAAGUUAUCCGAAAAAGACCGAAAACUUAAAGAAGCCGAGGAAAGAAGACAAGAAGAAAGAGAAUUAGAAGAAAAGCAAAAGAAAUUAGCGGCUAUUGCUCUCGAAGAUGAGGAAGAAAGACAGUUAAUCGAGAAAAAAGCCAAUGAUGAAAAAGCCCGCAUUGAAGCUGAAAUCUUAGAAGUUAAACGGAAAAAUGAAGAAGAACUGAAGAAAAAAGAAAAUCAAUUAAAAAAAGAACAGGAAACCCGAGCCGAAGAAAUCCGGAAAAUGGAGGCUGAUAAACUUCUGCUCUUGGCGGAUUUCCUUA